GAUUUAAAAGCUGGAGUUGAAAAGACUGAAAUGAUGCAUAGCAAAGACAGUGAUGAGCCGGUACCUUCAACAUUAUCUGAAAGUAAUAAUGGAAGAAGGACUCAUUUUCGACUCCGAUCAUCAAACGGAACAGUAGGACGCGAAUUUCAUUCUCACAGUGACGUUUGGCAUCCAGCUAUUGACGAUGCGGAAAUGCUCGAAAAUCAGAAGUGCCCUUUUGGUUUGACAGGAUUAAGAAAUUUGGGUAACACAUGUUAUAUGAAUGCAGCAAUUCAGGCACUAUCGUAUUGUCUUCCUUUUUCCGAUUUUUUCCGCUCACUGGAUUCUGUUUUUCCAUUCUCGUCAAAGAUGAUAGAUGGUAACAAAGAACCGCCAGUUUCAAGUUCAUUCCGUAUUUUGUUACAAGCACUUUGGUCCGAGGAACGCAGUAGUUACAUUAAUCCACUACCUUUCCUUGUGCAAUUUCGUCACUACUGCCCUCAAUUUCGAGGUGUGACUCAGCAAGAUGCUCAAGAAUUCAUUAGGUGCCUUCUGGAUAUAUUGCAUCGGGAACUGCGUCAACCUGUCUUUGCUUGGGAAUAUCGGAAUGUUGUGUGUGAUAUAAAAAUAGAAGCCAGUAAUUACUACGCUGCACGAAGUAGAUAUCCGCCUUCUCGUUGUAGUAGCCGAACAUCUGGUGGUGAUGAUACACGAUACGAAACAGCUGAUAGCGGUUGGAGCUCUGAUGGAGAGAUUGCUCCAACUUCAGAAGAAGUGCAAUCAGAAGUAAUAGCUGAUAGUCAGCCAUUAGAAAUCUCGGACAACUCUUCUGAUAACCAGCUAUCAGUAGAAAUUAACCAGGAGAGCAAGAAAAUAAACUCACCUAUCUAUUAUCGAAGUUUAGUGACGGAAGUUUUUGAUGGGCAGUUACGUAGUACUGUUAAAUGUCUCACAUGUCAUAAUCUUUCGGAAACAUAUGAAACUUUUCAGGAUCUAUCUUUGAGCAUUCCAACGAAAGAGCAGCUCGAGCAUAUAGUAUCGUAUGCUAGAGAUAUAAAUGUGAUGGACAAAAUGAGAAAUUUUAGAGUCCCCAGCAAUGAUUACAAAUUUUGGCAGUGGCCAUGGUGGCUCGGAGCGGGAUUAUUGCGUUCAAUCUAUCGUUAUAUAUAUACAGAUUUGAUUUCAUUGAAUGAUGCAUUUGCUGCGUUCUUCUCACCUGAUGAUCUUUGUGGGGACAAUAUGUACUCGUGUGAAAAGUGUUCGAAAUUACGAAAUGGCAUUAAAUUUUGCAAGAUUAUCAAACCACCAGAAAUCUUGUGCAUUCAUUUAAAACGGUUUCGACACGACAUGUCAUAUUCAAGCAAAAUCUCAACAACUGUUACUUUUCCCAUUUAUGAUCUUGAUUUGACACCAUUCACUGAAACUUUGGAGCAAAACAAUGAAUCUGUGCUGUAUGAUCUUGUCGCAUUCAUCACUCAUUACGGGGUAAAUGCCGAAAGUGGACAUUAUGUUGCUUACUGCAAAAAUGAAAUGAAUGAAAAUUGGUAUGAAUUUGAUGACUCGGUAGUGACUAAAUUGGAAAUCGCCGAAGUAAUAACUAAGGAAGCUUAUGUGCUAUUUUAUCAAAGACAGUCAUCGAAGAAUAUGGAUGAGAUUAAGAAUCGUGUCAGACAAAUGCUUGAGGAAGAAAUGAUGAAUAAUACAAAAGUUUGUAGUGCAAUGAAAGCUGUUCCACAUCAUUAUGUUUCUCGUGAAUGGCUGCAUCGUUUAUCAACAUUUUCAAAUCCUGGACCCAUCACGAAUCAUGACUUCCUUUGUCAACAUUCACAAAUCCUUCCGCGCAGAGCUGCUCAUCUUACUGAUUAUUAUGUAGCAAUCAGCAGUUCUUUGUGGGACUUUUUUUUCGAAAAAUUCGGUGGUGGCCCCGCAAGCUCUGAAUUACAUUACUGUUUACAUUGUCAAAGUGAAUUUCAAAUGAUGAAACAUAAGCGCGAAAAUGAGUUCAAGACGUUCAUAGCAUUGGAAGCGCGGUUAGGCAGAUUGAAAGCUGAUAUUCCAGAACUUACGUAUAAUUAUUAUUUGCCACCCAAUGUGAUUGCGAAAUCUUGGAUUGACAAAUGGAGGGCAUUUGUUGAAGAUAAUGAAUGCGAACCACCGGGACCUAUUGAUAAUAGCAUGCUACUGAUUCAUGAUGCAAAUCAAACAAAAUUACGCUUGCGCACUUCACAGUAUCUGCAGUUACCGCGAGAAAUGUGGUUGUUCUUUUGUUCGAUAUAUGGUGGAGGACCAGAAUUGCUCUGUAUCCCGGAUGAACAUCCGUCAUCAGAUAAAUUACGAGAAUUAAUUGCUAGCGUUGAUGAGAAGAUAAUGGAAAAUUUCAAACGUUUAAAAAAUGAGAGUGUAGCUGAUAUGUCAGUUUCGUCACCUUUAUUUGUCGGUGCAACAAGUGAAAGAAACGAUAUUAAUUCAGAUCUGCCUUGUUCAGAUUUUGUAACUGAUGUCAUGUUCUCGGAAAAUUGA
Thelazia callipaeda (thelaziosis nematode) is the source of this 2499-nucleotide messenger RNA. Lineage: Eukaryota; Metazoa; Nematoda; Chromadorea; Rhabditida; Thelaziidae. The record is from the annotation of a GenBank genome assembly.